CCGCCGCCGCUCCUGUCCAAGCUGAAGGCCGACCUCAAGACAGCCAUGCGCGCCAAGGACGCACCCCGGCUGUCGGUGCUCCGCAACAUCCUCGCGGCGACGACCAACGCGGCCAAGACAUCGAGCCCCAUCCGGACAGACGGGCAGCUGAUUGCGCUGAUGCGUAAGACGGCGCGGGGCAACCACGAGGCGCGGGAGGAGGCGCUCAAGGCGAGCCGGCAGGACCUGGUGGAGAAAGAAGAGGCGCAGAUCCGGGUGAUUGAUGAGUAUGUGGCCGGGACCGGGGUGAAGGUGGUCGAGGAGGAGGAGCUGCGGGGGAUCGUGGAGGGUGUGGUGCGCGAGGCGAAGGCGGGUGGGAAGAAGCAGGGGGAGGUGAUGAAGGAGCUACUGGGCAAGAACUGGGACGACGAGGGGAAGUAUGUUGACAAGGCUGUGCUGUCCAAGAUUGCCAAGGAG
Messenger RNA from Cryphonectria parasitica EP155, 456 nucleotides. Its product is annotated as GatB/YqeY domain-containing protein. NCBI's taxonomy places the organism in Eukaryota, Fungi, Ascomycota, Sordariomycetes, Diaporthales, Cryphonectriaceae. Gene Ontology annotation, molecular function: carbon-nitrogen ligase activity, with glutamine as amido-N-donor. The record is from RefSeq and is a predicted model, not a curated record. The transcript has a single exon. The annotation marks the transcript as partial. Gene Ontology annotation, cellular component: mitochondrion.